AUGUCAUCGAAACGUAGCCUCUCUCCGUCGGACUCGGAUGGCAGCUCCAAGCGACGUAGGCUAAGCGGGCCACAUCCUGAUUGUAUCCAAGAUGACAUCGUCUCUGUCGACAUGCUGGAGGCCAGGGACGACAACGAGGUCAUGGCGGUCAAGUCCUUUGCGCCCACACAUCAUGCCAACGCAAGGACCGGCAUCCAACGUUCAAUAGCUUUGGUUUUGAAACAUGACGGGUUUUCUUCUGCUACGCCGGAGGCCAUGGAGAGCUUCACAGCCCUCGUCGAGACGUAUCUCGAGUCCAUAAUUGAGGAGACUAAAAGAUUGGCUCUCUCUUCUCGCCGCGACCAUCCCGUACCUAUGGACUUUGAAGCUGUUUUACGGCGGUUUAACCUACCAGUUUCAUCACUGAAACCCCAUUUAAAGAAUCCAUUACCCGCCGAAGCCUACAUUCCAAGGUACAAAAGCGUUCAUGUAGCCGACGACGAUGCAUAUACGACUCUCCCCCUCCUUGGCCCUGAGCUUAGUGGUCAGCCCGACAAGAAAUCAAAAAGCUACAUCCCAUCCAACUUCCCUGACUUUCCUAGCCGCCACACCUAUAAGUUUACCCCACAAGAGGACACGAACGCGAGAGAUGCCCAGAAGACACGAGAAGAAGCGGCAAGAAUAGCGCAGCAAGGUGAAGAUGCCCUGCGUCGGCUGGUUCGGGCCUCCAAGAUGCGGAAGCAGAAGGAGGCCAAGAACUUGGUCGAAAAGGAUGUACAGGGAAAAGAACGGUUCCGGCUGUGGGAAUUAACCAUGAAACGCUUUAUGGGAGCUGAAAAUCGUGGGGAAAAUACGGACAAUGUUGAUAUUGCUGAUCAUAGCAUGAUUGUCAACGGCGACGCCGUGUUUUCGCGAAAGGAGGUUUCCCGGAUAGGCAAGCGAUUGACAGUAUUGCCUUCGAAAGGCAACUGA
This is a messenger RNA of Metarhizium robertsii ARSEF 23, 951 nucleotides long. Its product is annotated as bromodomain associated domain protein. Gene Ontology annotation, cellular component: transcription factor TFIID complex. Gene Ontology annotation, biological process: transcription initiation at RNA polymerase II promoter. Gene Ontology annotation, molecular function: protein heterodimerization activity. The record is from RefSeq and is a predicted model, not a curated record. The coding region runs from base 1 to 951 and encodes 316 amino acids. Lineage: Eukaryota; Fungi; Ascomycota; Sordariomycetes; Hypocreales; Clavicipitaceae. The transcript has 2 exons.